AGAAAUCUCUGGGACAUUUGGAUAAUGUGACAGUUGUGAUGCAGUGAUGUCGUCUCUCUGUCCACCACCAUCUCCAGCUGUUGCCAAGACAGAGAUUGCUUUAAGUGGUGAAUCACCUCUAUUGGCAGCUACUUUUGCUUAUUGGGACAAUAUCCUUGGUCCUAGAGUAAGGCACAUUUGGGCACCAAAGACAGAGCAAGUACUUCUCAGUGAUGGAGAAAUAACCUUUCUUGCCAACCAUACCCUAAACGGGGAGAUCCUUCGAAAUGCAGAAAGUGGGGCCAUAGAUGUCAAGUUUUUUGUCUUGUCUGAAAAGGGAGUGAUUAUAGUUUCUUUGAUCUUCGAUGGGAACUGGAAUGGAGAUCGAAGUACCUAUGGACUAUCAAUUAUACUUCCGCAGACAGAGCUCAGUUUCUAUCUCCCUCUUCACAGAGUGUGUGUUGACAGAUUAACACACAUCAUCCGGAAAGGAAGGAUAUGGAUGCAUAAGGAAAGGCAAGAAAAUGUUCAGAAGAUUGUCCUAGAAGGCACAGAAAGAAUGGAAGAUCAGGGCCAGAGUAUUAUUCCCAUGCUUACUGGGGAAGUAAUUCCCGUAAUGGAACUCCUUUCAUCUAUGAAGUCACAUAGCGUUUCUGAAGAAAUUAAUAUAGCUGACACAGUGCUGAACGACGAUGAUAUUGGUGACAGCUGUCAUGAAGGCUUCCUUCUCAAUGCAAUCAGUUCACACCUGCAGACAUGUGGCUGCUCUGUCGUCGUAGGUAGUAGUGCAGAGAAAGUAAAUAAGAUAGUGAGAACAUUAUGCCUUUUUCUGACUCCAGCAGAGAGAAAAUGCUCCAGAUUAUGUGAAGCUGAAUCAUCACUUAAAUAUGAGUCAGGGCUCUUUGUACAAGGCCUGCUGAAGGAUUCAACAGGAAGCUUUGUGCUUCCCUUCCGGCAAGUCAUGUACGCCCCUUACCCCACCACUCACAUAGACGUGGACGUCAAUACUGUCAAGCAGAUGCCACCCUGUCAUGAGCAUAUUUAUAAUCAGCGGAGAUACAUGAGAUCGGAGCUGACAGCGUUCUGGAGAGCCACUUCUGAAGAAGAUAUGGCCCAGGACACGAUCAUCUACACAGACGAGAGCUUCACUCCUGACUUGAAUAUUUUUCAAGAUGUUUUACACAGAGACACUCUAGUAAAAGCCUUCCUAGAUCAGGUCUUUCACUUGAAACCCGGUUUAUCUCUCAGGAGCACGUUCCUUGCACAGUUUCUACUUGUCCUCCACAGAAAAGCCUUGACGUUAAUAAAAUACAUUGAAGAUGAUACGCAGAAGGGGAAAAAGCCCUUUAAAUCUCUUCGGAACCUGAAAGUGGACCUUGAUUUAACAGCAGAGGGCGAUCUUAACAUAAUAAUGGCUCUGGCUGAAAAAAUUAAACCAGGCCUGCACUCGUUCAUCUUUGGGAGAUCUUUCUACACUAGUGUACAAGAGCGGGAUGUUCUAAUGACUUUUUAA
Elephantulus edwardii (Cape elephant shrew) is the source of this 1492-nucleotide messenger RNA. RefSeq names its product chromosome unknown open reading frame, human C9orf72 (gene C9orf72). NCBI's taxonomy places the organism in Eukaryota, Metazoa, Chordata, Mammalia, Macroscelidea, Macroscelididae. The transcript has 10 exons. Gene Ontology annotation, molecular function: guanyl-nucleotide exchange factor activity. The coding region runs from base 47 to 1492 and encodes 481 amino acids. Gene Ontology annotation, biological process: endocytosis; autophagy. Gene Ontology annotation, cellular component: autophagosome; endosome. The record is from RefSeq and is a predicted model, not a curated record.